Ilex paraguariensis (yerba mate) is the source of this 1789-nucleotide messenger RNA. NCBI's taxonomy places the organism in Eukaryota, Viridiplantae, Streptophyta, Magnoliopsida, Aquifoliales, Aquifoliaceae. The record is from the annotation of a GenBank genome assembly.
AAGUAGUAGCAGCAGCAAAUGCAUCUUUGCUAUUCUUAUCUCCACGGAAGAAAUUGAUGUGAGCAAUAAGAUCAUAUCAGAACCGCAAGUAAUCUGGUCUGCCAACCGAGACAACCCGGUCAAAAUCAAUGCCACACUGGAACUCACACAAGAUGGAGAUUUGGUCCUGGCAGACGUAGAUGGAACCUUGGUAUGGUCAACAAACACAAGUGGGAAAUAUGCUUCAGGCUUAAACUUAACAGAAAUGGGAAACCUUGUGCUUUUUGAUACGAGUAAUACAACGGUUUGGCAGUCAUUCGAUCACCCUACAGACUCGUUAGUUUUCGGGCAGACGCUGAAUCCCAGACAGAAGCUGACAGCUAGCAUAUCAACCUAUAAUUCCAGCCGAGGUAUGUAUUCAUUUGCAGCUGCCAAAAGACGUUUGAUUGCUUACAUAGAGUCCAACCCACCGCAGCUUGUGGAGCUUAAGGAUAUUGAUUACUUUGUUUAUAGAUCAGACCUGAGGGAUGAGAUGAUGGAGCUAGAGGAUUGUAUGAAUACAUGCUUGAAAAACUGUACCUGUAAAGCUGCUGUUUUUGCAUAUAAUUCGGAUCCUCUACGGGGAGUGCAGACGAGUUCAUCAGGUAGUCUUCUUGCAAAAAAAUCAAGGGGAACCCCAUCAUUCAUACUGGGAGCUAGUCUCGGAGCUUUCAUUGGUGUGUUACUUAUGAUGGGGGCUUGCUUUUUCCUUGUAAGAAGGAUUACUACAUCCAAGGAGGUUGAGGAGGAUUAUUUGGACCAAGUACCAGGGAUGCCCACAAGAUUUGCAUACAAAAACUUGAAAGAUGUGACUGAAAACUUCAACAAAAAACUUGGGGAAGGAGGAUUCGGAUCGGUCUUUGAAUGGACUCUGAGCAAUGGCACCAAAGUAGCAGUGAAGCAUCUCAGUGCAUUGGGUCAAGUAAAGAAGUCAUUCUUAGCUGAAAUUGAGACAAUAGGUAGCAUUCACCAUGUCAACUUGGUGAGACUGAUUGGAUUUUGUGCUGAAAAGUCGUAUAGGCUUCUAGUUCAUGAGUACAUGUGUAAUGGAUCUUUGGAUAGAUGGAUUUUCAGAAGAAACCAAGAGGAUGCUCUAGGAUGGCAAUCAAGAAGGAAGAUCAUCUUAGACAUAGCCAAAGGAUUAGCCUAUCUCCACGAAGACUGUAGACAGAAGAUAUUUCACUUGGACAUCAAACCUCAAAACAUCCUAUUAGAUGAAAAUUUCAAUGCAAAAGUUUCUGAUUUUGGAUUGUCGAAAUUAAUUGACAAGGACCAAAGCCAAGUUGUCACAACAUUGAGAGGAACUCUAGGCUAUAUGGCACCUGAAUGGUUGGGCUCAAUUAUAACAGAGAAAGUAGAUGUCUACAGUUUUGGAGUCAUGGUCUUAGAAAUUGUGUGCGGGCGAAAAAAUUUGGAUCGAUUCCAGCCUGAGGAAGAUAAGCAUUUAUUAUGUCUUUUUCAAAGAAAAGCAAGAGGAGGACAACUUUCAGAUAUGGUUGACAAGUGCAGUGAGGAUAUGCAGUUGCAUGGACCUGAGAUUGUGGAGACGAUGAGGCUAGCUGACUGGUGCUUACAGAGUGAUUUUAAGAGGAGGCCUUAUAUGUCAACUGUGGUUAAGGUCUUGGAGGGUUAUGUGGAUGUUGAAAGCGACUUGGAUUAUAACUUUGUUGGUCAACAUUUAUCAAGAACAACUGCAACCAUUUGUGAAAAGGAGGACGUUGUUCGUGCUGCUACACCACUUCUGCCAUCAGUUUUAUCUGGACCAAGGUGA